Molecule: messenger RNA, 1227 nt
Organism: Rhizophagus irregularis DAOM 181602=DAOM 197198
Lineage: Eukaryota; Fungi; Glomeromycota; Glomeromycetes; Glomerales; Glomeraceae
Molecular function (GO): protein binding
Source: RefSeq, a predicted model, not a curated record
UUGACAAGUUUUGUUUUUAUACGAUUAAAUUAUCCUUUUAAGAAUCUUCGUUAAUUUAUUUUUUUCGAUACCUUGCUGUAUUAUUUAUUGAACAAGUUUUAAUGGCAUUACAAAUUUACUCCUGGUAUGCUUCUUUUCCAGCCUGGAAUGAAACUUCUUUUGAUCACAUCAGAGAUUUUAAUCAACCUCCACCACCUGGGGUUGAUUAUCAACAGUAUAAUGUAUCAACAAGAUUGCCAAUACAAUCUUCGUAUAAUAAUCCUGUAUCUUCUAUAUAUACUUCACAGCUACCCUAUACUUCCCAACAAUUAUAUGAAAAUACUUCAUAUGUGGAUUAUUCGAUGAUUUCACCGAGAAACAAUGAAACUACAAAUGAUCCAAUAGUAGAUUUAUCAAAUUCGGAUAUUUUAUUUCAGCCAGAACUCUACUCAUCAUCAUCAGAGUAUUAUUGUGAUCCUAAAAGUAAUAAAUUAAGAAAAAGAAAAGGGAAAAAGAAGAAGGCAGUUGUUGGCCUUAAUUCCAAAAUUAAAAAUCAAUCAUCAAAUUGCACCAUCAAUAAUAAUAAAUCAAAGAGAAAAAAGAAGAAUGUUCCUGAUGAUGGUGAAGAUCAAUCUAUUGUACAGAAUAAGAGAGAAUCGGUUCAAAAAUUCUACCGAGGGAAAAAAAGUGGCGAGUUAAAAGUAAGGCCAAUUAAAGAUGUAAAAAAAGAUUUGAGCGAUAACAUUAUUCGCCCGAACUUUUCUUUUUCAAACGACAAGCAACCUUUAAGAAAUGAGACUUCUACGUGCGCUGCCAUGAGACUUCCUCUUGAGAUCCUUGUUAAAAUAGUGGAAUAUUCGACUGCAGAGACUACUUUGGCCUUAACGCUUACAUGUCAAAAAUGGUAUAACUGGCUUACCGAUGAACAAAGUGUCUAUAUUGAUCGGGCUUGGCACAGAUCCAGAAAGAAUACUCGACCGCGUCGUAGAAAGCCUAAAAAUGAAGUACGUGAAAUGAUUCAUACCAUUCAAAAGAUGAAACCAAAGCCAGGAUGGUAUUUCGAAUGCGAUAUGUGCUACAAAAAGUCUAACGUCAUGAAAUGGAAAUUCGGAAACAUUUUAGUAAAUACUUGUUAUAAUUGCAAGAAAAUGUACGAGGUAGCAGACAGCUAGAAGAUAAAAACAGAUGAGAUUAUUUUUUAUCAAAAGACUUUUCACAAACUUUUUCAUUAAAUAAAACUCUCAUAUG